GAUGGGGACGAGGAGUCGAGCAACAGGCCGCACCCGAAGCACUUCCUGUUCUGCUUCCCGUGGAUCAAGAGUCGCAAGAUUCGGUCGCAGAUCCUGCAGUGUUUCGUGUCGGGCAUGUUCUUGGUGCUUCUCUUGACCGUCUAUCUCGCCCUGUUCGCUACCAGAAACAUCAGCAACAACGAAUUCUCCGUCCUGCUCAUCCUCAUCAUCCUGUUCUCCGCCAUCUUCUUCUUCCAGGGGCUCAUCCGCCUCUGCCUACAAAUCUUCCGGCCGAAACCCGUCGAAGAACGCCGACGCAGCAGGCUCCCGCAGAUGUAUGGCCCUGGCGGCUACGCGAUACCUCGACAGCCAAUCCGCGUGGUGCUCGCGCGCGACGAGGAGGCUGCUGGCAUCGAGAGCGAGGCGACUAAGACGAACCCGCCGGCCUAUGGACUCUGGAGGGAGAGCGUGCGUGUCGACCCAAACCGCAUCUACUGGCAGCGCAACACUGAAACCACGGCAUCCACGAUCGACGAGGAGGGCGGCUCCUCGUCCACACGGUCGCGCACCGGACCCCGCCCGCCCUCGUACGCGUCCGAGGAUGGUGUGAGCUACGUCGUCGAGGCACGGCCGCGGUCCAUUGCUCCGUUGUCAAACGUUGAAGUCGUUCCUAUGCCAUCGCCACUACCUGUGCAUCCGUCAGAGAUGGGAAGAAUUGCCACCCCGCCG
Molecule: messenger RNA, 708 nt
Organism: Cryphonectria parasitica EP155
Lineage: Eukaryota; Fungi; Ascomycota; Sordariomycetes; Diaporthales; Cryphonectriaceae
Exons: 4
Source: RefSeq, a predicted model, not a curated record